This is a messenger RNA of Protopolystoma xenopodis, 738 nucleotides long. The record is from the annotation of a GenBank genome assembly. Lineage: Eukaryota; Metazoa; Platyhelminthes; Monogenea; Polystomatidea; Polystomatidae.
CCAACCCAACUGCAUCGCCUGCUUGAGGUUUGCAUCCUUAACCCUGAACUUCUCGGCUUGCACAAAGAGGACGCAAACACCUCCAAACCCACCUCAUGGCCCCAACAGUGGAGGCGGCGAACUGGGCUUCUUCACCUGCGUCUCGUGGUGCCAGUCUACCUGCCGCCCACCAACGGGGCCAACAAAACAUCGGGGCCUGGGACAAUCUAUCGUCUCCGGUUUCGAAUUGUCUCCCGAGUCGCUGCAGCUGCUGCCGCCAGUUUGGCGCCAGGCAGUUGGCAAAAUGUCGCGCUUCGAGUGACCAACCUGGCAACCAAGCCGGUAUCAGCCGGUCUGGCAGACACAUGGGCGCCGAGACGUGGUGACGGCGACAACAAUGGCCAUAAUCCAUCUAUGGGAGUGAGUGGGGCUGAAGGCAAUUUGGUAGAGGUCUUCAUCAAUUGCCAGCGCAUCGCUAGACGCCAGCUCUUCUUACCGACUGAAGUAGACCAGCCUGCAAAAGUGCCCUCAAGCCUGGAAAAUGAUGUGAAAUCAGCGGUCCGGCGGGUAGAUUGUACCGAUCUUGACGUGGGUUGCGUCGGGAGCCCAAAAGGGCAGGACAACGAGGCAGAGGACGUCCACAAGUGUCCUCGACUCACUGGAGUUCUGGGCGGAGGUGAAGAUGGUGACAUGAUGAGCGAGAAACCACUCACGGUAAGUAGAAGUGGGUGGCUACACUAUUUGUUCGCCUGCGGUUGA